Molecule: messenger RNA, 1683 nt
Organism: Suillus subaureus
Lineage: Eukaryota; Fungi; Basidiomycota; Agaricomycetes; Boletales; Suillaceae
Exons: 13
Coding region: 112-1515 (467 amino acids)
Cellular component (GO): membrane
Source: RefSeq, a predicted model, not a curated record
CUAACGCCCAAUGACAAAUGUCGUGUAUAAUCCGAUGUCAGACGUUCGACACAGUGAAUAAAAGGCUUCCUCGCGUCUUCCAUGCAAUGAUGCAUAAUUCCCUGAAACAAUAUGUCUGAGUCCUACAGUCAAGAGAACUCAUAUCAAGAGCGCAUGAUCGAUAAAUCGGAGGCUGGCACUUCCGCGCAUCAUGCAACAGCGCCAGUCAUAACCCCUAUCAUCUUACCUGACGCCGAGGACAAACCAUUCUCACAUGGCCUUUUCGACAAGGAUCCAGGGACGACUGCUGCAAGAAAAGGCUGGUUAAAGAUCAGCAUUCUUGGUGUACUCGUUCUUUUCGUUAUGAUUUGGGGCAUUCUACCCAUUUAUUGGGCUGCUCUUGGUCGGUCGUACAAUAACAUUCACAACCUAUCCGGAUAUGUAGUGGACUUUGAUGGAGGUGAAAUUGGGCAAGCAGUGAGGCAGGCAUUCAGGGACACAACUGGUCCGCAACAAAUGUCUUGGCUGAUAUUGGAUGCAGCGCAAUUUCCUGGUGGGCCAGAUGAGGUGGCCCAGGCUCUACUUGAUCAUAGAUGCUGGGCGGCUGUUACUGUCAAUCCCCAGGCUUCAACUAACUUGAAUGCGUCGAUCAAUACAGCCGAUGCAUCGUAUAACGCGACCCAAGCCGUGACCGCAUACCUUACAAGUGGUCGCAAUGAGAAUAUAUACCGAGCCGACAUCACCCCACAAGUCACCUCAAUACUGACCAUCGUAUCACACACAUUUGCACUUUUCUCCUCCCAACGUUUAGCGUCGAGGUCAGAUAUCUCGACACUCCUCCAAAUUGCGCCUCAACUGGUAAUUCAACCACUGGCUUUCACCAUUCAUGACAUAAGGCCGUUCAAUGUCCCUGUGGCCGCCGCGGUAGAUUACGUUGGACUUAUCUACCUCCUGAUUUUGGCGUUUGUGUUGACGAACCAACUUUUGGCGGCUCGCGUGGAAUCUGGAUUUGAGAAGCGUUUGAGGUUGCGACCUCUCAUCCUUCUCCGCCUGCUAUGGCCGGUCACUCUUUACUUCUUUGUUUCUCUAAUGUAUUCUUUGUUAAGUUUGGCGUUCGGAGUGCCAUUUAGCAGGAAUUUUGGGCAUGCAGGUUUUCUCAUCUAUUGGAUGAUGUCGUGGUGCAGCAUGUCCGCCUUGGGCCUCGCUAUCGAAUCUAUGAUCACCCUCCUCACUAUAAAAUUCAUUCCGAUAUUUCUUAUCCUGUGGAUAAUAUCUAAUGUAUCUGUUGCCUUUUAUCCGAUAGAAGUGUUGCCUGCCGUCUUUCGCUAUGGCUUUGCGAUGCCAUUCUACAAUGUUUCAAGCACAGUUCGGACGAUUAUUUUUGACACCAAGAACGAGAUCGGACUAAAUUUCGGUAUCCAAUUCUCGUGGAUUCUAAUCUCUUGUAUCACCCUUCCAAUAUUUCAAUGGCUCGUCAGACGACGACAAAUUAAGGCCUUAGAAGCAUCCCAAAGAGCUGCGCGAGAGAAGGCAUGAUGUGUGGAUAUCCGUAUCUUUUGUUCCAGACUGCUGGCCAGGGGGUGAAUACUUGGAACACACAAGCCUCGUUCCGGACUAGUACUAUAUAGUAAUGUCACAUAUCAAUGAAGUCUACAUUCAAAGUACUGUACAUUCUAAUAUGCUAAUUUGAUGCACUCGCACUAG